GAGAUGAGCAGCGACAGUUUGACUUCGUCUGUCACAGCAUUCAGUCACGCUUGAUAGCCAUGGAGUGGCGGAAUCCAGAGGAAGAGUACUCUUCGCGAUCUGAUCUCAAGCGAGAGGAUGUCAAGAAGAUCCUCGAGUGGAUAUCCAAGCAGCCUCAUCUUCCUGAGAUAUCAGAGCUCGAAGCCAUCCUAUUCGUUCACUCCUGCUAUUACAGCCUGGAGCAGGCCAAGAAGACAAUAGACACGUACUACACCAUAAGGACUCACUCACCUGAGUUCUUCGCCAAGAGGGACACCAAUGCUCCUGAGAUAUUGGACACAAUGGAGAUUCAACUCCAAGUGCCACUUCCAGGACUCACGCCAGAGGGUUACAAAAUAAUCUUCUGCAAUCUGCUGGACUACGAUGCAACAAAGUAUAAUUUUACAGCGUCUCUUAAGUUAUAUUCUUUCGUGAGCGACCUUCAUCUGUGGACUGAAGGCACUGCUGAAGGCCAUAUUCUGUUGGUUGAUAUGCAAGGCAUGUCUCUGGGUCACAUCGCACGCCUGGGACUCGUGCAAAUGAAGAAGUACAUCACUUACCUCCAGGAUGCUCUGCCAGUGCGCAUCAAGGGCCUCUACUUCAUCAACGCCAAUCCCAUAACGGACAAACUGCUCGCAAUGAUGAAGCCCUUUAUGAACAAACAGCUCACGUCGAUGCUUCAGGCAUUCACGACUAUGGAAUCCGUGUACAAAGUGAUCCCACGGGAAAUGUUCCCCAAGGAAUUGGGAGGACAGUCGAAGAGUUUUGAAGAGCUGCAGAAGGACAUGAAACAAUCAAUGGCGGCUCAUCGGAAUUUCUUCUUAGAACAGGAGAAUUCACGGCUCGUGAAUGAGAACUUGAGACCGGGAAAGCCCAAAACGGCCAAUGAUCUUUUCGGGAUUGAGGGGAACUUUAAGAAGUUGGAUUUUGAUUGAUAUU
Molecule: messenger RNA, 957 nt
Organism: Phlebotomus argentipes
Lineage: Eukaryota; Metazoa; Arthropoda; Insecta; Diptera; Psychodidae
Product: retinol-binding protein pinta-like
Exons: 4
Coding region: 60-953 (297 amino acids)
Cellular component (GO): membrane
Molecular function (GO): phosphatidylinositol bisphosphate binding
Source: RefSeq, a predicted model, not a curated record